Mesorhabditis spiculigera is the source of this 4482-nucleotide messenger RNA. Lineage: Eukaryota; Metazoa; Nematoda; Chromadorea; Rhabditida; Rhabditidae. The record is from the annotation of a GenBank genome assembly.
AUGGGCAUAAGCUGGUCCGCAUUCGUAGAUUUGCCGCUGCGGUAUAUUUUUGGCUUGGAGCAGCUGCAAAGACCCUACAUCGAAUACCAGCCACCAAUCAAUUUGAUCGCGCAAGCAGCAACGCUCGCCGCCCAACAGCGACGAAUGUCAGAUUCGUCAAACUCGUCUGACUCGGACUCGGAUCAAGAGAUGCCGCCAGCUCGAUCACCGCCGAAUCGCCGAGACAUCGACGGCCCUUUUGGUUAUGUUCCUGGAGAUUGUCAACCGUCGAUCAGCCGAUUGCAACACGUUUGUGCGACGACCAGCCAGCCGUUGGCCGGUUUUUCGCCGAUUAGCCGACAACGGACGGCAUUGCAGCUUGGCGGCCGAGGAUAUAACACCAGUGUCGGUCGAGCAAGCAUGUUAGAUAGUUUCUUGCCAAAUCGACAUAAGCUCGUAGAUGCGACGAGGAUAAAGACUUUUUGCGCUCACUAUUUCAACGAUGAUGAUAUUAUGACUGCAAGUCAAGAUGGUGUUAUCCGAUUUUAUACGAGAGGCUGUAAUUACUCAAAGCGAUACACGGAAGACAGUCACUUACAGGUGCCGGUUGUUGGAUGGUCGGUGCUAGACGUGGCGAUCAGCCCGGAUUCACAGUAUCUAGCCUACACCACAUGGCGCGAUAUUGUCUUUUUGACGCGGAUGGGGAUGAGAAGCACAAAACGAUACAGAAUGGAACGAGAACUCGGCAAAGAGUUUUCGGAGCCGGAGCCGGCGUUUGAGCAGCUGAAAUUGACACAAGACGAAGACGCCGAAAGAAAUAACGGUUUUGCUCUGUUCCAACUCAAAUUCUCUCCUGAUGGGCGUGAAGUUUUGGCUGGUUCUUCAGCAUUCCGGAUAUUUGCCGUUGACUUGGAAACGAAGCGCGUUACUUUGGAUCUGACUGCACAUGAGGAUGACAUCAACACAGUCGCAUUUAGCAGUCAAAAUCACCUUGUUUUCAGCGCCGGUGAUGAUGGAUUAUGUAAGGUCUGGGACAGACGGGCCAUGGGAGAAUCCGAUCAACCAGCCGGAAUAUUUGCCGGCCACCGCGACGGGAUUACUUCGGUGGAUGUUCGAGAGGAUGAUAGAUAUGUUGUCACGAAUUGUAAGGAUCAGUCAAUCAAGAUUUGGGACAUACGUAGAUUUGCGUCAGAUGCAGCCGUGGAGGAAACAACGAAUUGUGUGCGGUCGCAGCGUUGGGACUACCGGUUUAAUCAGAAUCCGGUGUAUCAGUCGGAGCUUCUCCCAGGCGACUGCUCACUGAUGACGUUCUACGGUCAUGUUGUGAGGCACACGCUGAUUCGAGCUCGAUUCUCACCCCGGAGCACCGGCUCCAGAUAUGUCUACACCGGAUGUGCGGCAGGGAAAGUCUGGAUUUUCGACAUCUUGAAAGGCGAAAGCGUCGCCGUCCUCCAGGGCCAUAAUGCCGUCGUAAGGGAGUGUGAAUGGAAUGGGAAGACAAACGAGAUAGCCUCCGCAUCGUGGGACGGGCACACAUUCAGUUGGAAGUACGACUGUCGCGCUCGGGAUGACUAUCAGCCUUUGGCUGAGGACGAGGAGAGCUCGAAUGAAUUCUACGAAUCGUUGAAGCCGCAACGGAAACGGACCGCUGUAAAGCGACGGCGGAUACGGCAAGCGGACCUGUAUGACUCGGAUAUGGAGUCCUACCACGCUCACUUUGCCAUUCUUCUCAUUGUCAUCGAAUACGAGCUUCCAAAGGACUUGAUGGGCCACGAGGCGGCCGGGGCGUCACCGGCCGUCCACGUGUCGUUCGCCGAGCGGGACGUGCUCAAGGUGAUCCUCGAAUUUCUCGAGUUGCGCGGUUUUCACAUUGCACAGCUAGCUUUGGAGCGCGAGACGGGUGUGAUCAACGGUCAGUACUCGGCUGAUCUGCUAUUUUUGAGGCAGUUGAUCAUCGACGGCCAAUGGGACAACGCUCUGGACUUUGUGGAGCCGUUGAAGGGCUGCGAUGAUUUUGACUUUCAGGCGUUCCGGUACAACAUCACCAAGUACAAGUUUUUCGAGCUGCUCUGCAUCAAACUCGAACCGGGCCCCAUGCAUGAUAACGAUUUUGCGGUCGAGGAAUUGGUAGAGUGCCUCUCCGAUCUGGAGCAUAUCUGCCCGAGUCCAGAAGACUAUCGACAUCUCUGCGCCAUGCUCACAUUACCUCGUCUCUCCGAUCAUCACGAUUUUCGGCAUUGGAAUCCGAGUGCAGCGCGGAUAGAAUGCUUUCAUAAGGUGGAAAAGAUGGUAGCAAGACUACUCCCGCCUACCCAAAAAGAGUCAACGCCAUUACCAGCUUCGAUCCAUGAUAGAUUGGUUUCUUUGGUGGCCAAGGGAAUUUUCUACGAGGGUUGCGUCGACUACUGCCAAGGACAGGCCGUUGGAGAGUUGAAAGGCCGCGAAGACGGACCCAAAAUCGGCCAACUGCUCUCGAAUCGACCUCGCCUCAGCGGCGUCGAUUUGUCGUUGGUAUCAUGGCUUGGGGUCGUUUCCCGUGAGCAAUUCGCCAUGCCAUUCCAACAGAAGGGCCUCGACACCCGCAUCGAGCCCAUCAAAAAGCCCAAGCUUGAGGCUCAAUGGGCAGAGCAAAUUCUGGCGACACCUAUCAAGCCGGGUGGAGCAUUCCCGCACUCAGCGGUCCCAAAGACGAAGCUUCGUUUUGCCGAAAAGAUGAGCCAGAGCAUAGCUGCAUUACCGAUGGGUGCGAGUAUGGCGAUGAGCACGUAUCCCACGCCGAAGCACGUCAUGUCCCAAUCAACGGCUCCCGGAUUUACACUCAAUGGGACGGCUGAAGCAAGCGGGGAGGCGAUGGUGCAGUCGCAGAUCAUCGACGCUAUGCUGGAGACGAGCGAGCUGGCGAAAACAAGUCGACCCGGUUCUGUAGCUGCACAAAGCCGGCAGAUGACACCGAUGAGCAUGUCCGUGGCUCCACAAGUCCUUGCACCAGCAAUGGCCCAAUCGAUGUCCGCCGCCCCAUUCGAUUUUACGCAAACGAGAAGACAACUCGAUGAAAUGACGAGGAGAUCCGUUCCACCAUCAUCUACCCGUCAAUCCUCCCUCCCCCCGGUUCCCGAGCUGUCUCCACACUCCGAAGAUGCCACCGCCAUGACCCAAAGUCGACUCUUUCAGGAAUUCGCCAGUCGUCAAAAACCCGAGCCCGCGCCCCCGCAAGUCCAGUUACGCCCGCAAAUGCCGAAGCCGAUGCCACACCUUAGCCCGCAACCGAUGCCGUACCCUGGACCACCGGUGCUACCCGGCUACGCGAUAAAUCCGCCAGUACCGUAUGGGGAUUUCGGAAUGGGCCCUCGCCCGAUCUAUCCUAAUGGCCAUAUGGGCCCCAACCCGAUGGCCCCAAUUGCAACUGCCAUGCCAAGGCCACUGUCGAUGAUGGGCCCAGCUUCACCUGCGCAUCCGGGUCCGGCGGCUCGUCCCCAUUCAAUGCCCUCGAGCAGCGGAAUGAACGUACAAUUUGUUCCGGUUUGCAGAUACGAAGACGCGCAAGCCAUCCGAGCCUCCGCUUUCCACCCAUCCGGCCGUGUAUUUGCCGUGGGCACCAACUCGAAGCAAAUGCUCAUCUGCGCCUACCCGGACGUCAAAAGGAACAGACUCUACAAUCCUAGGCUACGGACUCACGAGCCGAUGCCGAAGCCAGAAAUAUUGUUGUCACGCCCAAAGCAACACCGCGGAUCUGUUUAUUGUUUGGGAUUCAGCCCGAGUGGAGAAAUGCUAGCAACCGGCUCAAACGACAAAUCGAUGCGUCUAAUGGCCUAUAACGUGGAUAACAGCCGGAUAGGAGCCGAAAUGGAGUUGAAUUGUCACGAUGGGACGGUGCGGGAUUUGAUCUUUCUCGAAGACUCUGCCAAUCGGACGUCACUGCUGAUAUCUGGUGGGGCCGGGGAUUGUCAAUUACGGGUCAGCGAUUGUCACACCGGCCAAGUCGUUCAAAGCUACUCCGGCCAUAGUGCCCCGAUCCUGGGCCUCUACUCCUGGGGUACUGGCCCGCAAUUCGUCUCCUGUUCCCAGGACAAGACGAUUCGAUUCUGGGAUGUAAGAGCCCCACAGCCGACCCACGUCAUCCAGCCGAGCGCCAAGAUUGCUAACUCGCCGGUGACGUCGGUUUGCGUAGACCCAUCGGGACAGCUGCUGGUUUCUGGACAUGAGGAUGCAUCGGUUGCCCUAUACGACAUGACCGGGCGUCGUGUCCUCCAAACGUUCCGUCCUCACGGUGAUGAGGUGCGGAGCGUACGCUUCAGCAAUGCGGCCUAUUACCUCCUCUCGGCCAGCUACGAUAAGAGGGUAUGCAUCACCGACAUGAGAGGCGAUUUAAUGGCCCCGUUGAUGUAUUUGCCGGUAGCCGAACACUCGGAUAAAGUGAUACAGUGCAGAUGGCACCCACAUGAAUUCUCCUUCCUCUCCACAUCCGCUGACCGUUCGGUCGUACUCUGGGCCCUGCCACCGCCU